Malania oleifera is the source of this 1674-nucleotide messenger RNA. RefSeq names its product malate dehydrogenase, glyoxysomal. Gene Ontology annotation, biological process: malate metabolic process; tricarboxylic acid cycle. NCBI's taxonomy places the organism in Eukaryota, Viridiplantae, Streptophyta, Magnoliopsida, Santalales, Ximeniaceae. The coding region runs from base 320 to 1390 and encodes 356 amino acids. Gene Ontology annotation, molecular function: L-malate dehydrogenase (NAD+) activity. The transcript is spliced from 9 exons. The record is from RefSeq and is a predicted model, not a curated record. Gene Ontology annotation, cellular component: cytoplasm; chloroplast.
GUGAAGAAUAAUUUCUUUUCAGCAACUCUUGCUAAUAAAAAAUUAAACAUUUGUGAUGAACUCAGUCUCAAAUCAGCCAGGGGAGAAACCUCUAAAGUUUGGAUCAUGAAGGCCACAACAUUUUGGAUAAGGCAUAGCCCCCAAAUCCCAAUAAUCAGACACUUCCCUUCCACGCUUUCCAAUUUCUUUUAACAACCGUUUCGCGUCACCCUCCGCCUCUCAGUUCCUCAGCCCAUAUCUCUUCACUUCAUUCGUGUUCCAUCUAUAAAAUUAAAAUUAUACUGUUCUACUCCAUACCCACCAAUUCUUGCUUAGCAAGAUGCAGUCCACUUCCGAGGUUAAUCAGCGUAUUGCAAGGAUAUCAGCUCAUCUUCAUCCUCCCAACCUCCAGAUGGAGGAGAGCUCCGGUUUGAGACGGGCGAAUUGCCGGGCGAAAGGCGGAGCGCCCGGAUUCAAGGUCGCAGUCUUGGGUGCUGCGGGAGGAAUAGGGCAGCCUCUGGCGAUGUUGAUGAAGAUGAAUCCACUGGUUUCAGUUCUUCACCUCUAUGAUGUUGUCAACACUCCUGGUGUCACUGCCGAUAUCAGUCACAUGGACACCGGAGCUGUGGUACGUGGUUUUCUAGGGCAAAAUCAACUUCAUGAUGCCCUUACAGGCAUGGACCUUGUAAUUAUUCCUGCUGGUGUACCUAGGAAACCUGGAAUGACGAGGGAUGAUCUGUUCAACAUCAAUGCUGGAAUUGUUAGGACCCUGUGCGAAGGAAUUGCAAAGUGUUGUCCAAAUGCAAUUGUUAACUUGAUAAGCAACCCUGUGAAUUCUACUGUUCCCAUUGCAGCAGAGGUUUUCAAGAAAGCUGGCACCUUUGAUCCGAAGCGACUUCUUGGAGUCACAAUGCUUGAUGUUGUCAGGGCCAAUACUUUUGUGGCAGAAGUAUUGGGACUUGAUCCAAGGGAUGUUGACGUUCCGGUUGUUGGGGGCCAUGCAGGCGUUACAAUUUUGCCCCUUCUCUCUCAGGUUAAACCUCCAUCCUCUUUUACCCCACAAGAAACUGAGUACCUGACAGCUCGCAUUCAGAAUGGCGGAACAGAAGUUGUUGAGGCUAAAGCUGGGGCCGGAUCUGCCACUCUGUCAAUGGCAUAUGCUGCUGUUAAAUUUGCUGAUGCAUGCCUGCGAGGCUUGACCGGAGAGGCUGGGGUUGUCCAGUGCGCUUUCGUGGCUUCUCAGGUGACUGAGCUUCCAUUUUUCGCAUCCAAGGUACGGCUUGGCCGUGCUGGAGCUGAGGAGAUCUACCAACUAGGCCCCUUGAACGAGUAUGAGAGGGCUGGCCUGGAGAAGGCAAAGAAAGAAUUGGCAGCAAGCAUCGAGAAGGGAAUUUCAUUCACCAGGAAAUGAAUAGGUUCCAUGGAAACAGUUUUCCCAGAUACUUUUCAACUUAUGCAUCUACUCUUACUGCUCCUAAUGCAGUUUUACCAAAAUCACAGCUGCUGCAAAUAAAUGGCCAAGGUCGUUUGUUGUACCAAAACCCAAAUAUAGAAGCGACUUUCCUUGCUCAUAUAGACAAAACACCAACCCAUGUGUAGCCUGGGUUGCUUCUUUGUAGAUUGAGAACUCAUGUAUGUUAUAUUCUAUAUAUUUUUAAGCAUGAGAUCGAAUGAAUACAGAUCAGCAUUUUCUUC